AUGCGCUUCACGCGGCUGAGGGACCUGGAUCAGACGGACGGUACGGUGUUGUUACAGCAGACCACUAGCGAAGUGCCUUCAUCAAACAUACUCUUGUACCCACAGCCCUCUCCAACAGACCCAAAUGAUCCUCUGCGUUGGCCGCUGUCGAAGAAACAUGUUGCAUUCGCAUCAGUGUGCGCAUUUACAUUUCUGACCAAUUUCGGUAUCGGUGGCAUAGCGCCAGCGUUUUACAUCAUGUCCAUUGAGUUCAACAAGACAAUGGACGAAACCUCGCACUUGCUUACCUACCCAAUCUUGGUCCUUGGCGCUUUUAAUUUCUUCUGGGUGCCAAUGGCCAAUUACUUUGGUAAACGACCAGUCUUUGUUCUAGCAAGUGGCUUGCUUUGUCUCUGUUAUGUGUGGGGUGCUGUUGCAACCUCAUUCGAAAGCGUGCUAUGCAGCAACAUCAUCGCAGCAUUUGCCGGGUCUUCAACCGAGGCGUUGGGUGCGGCUACAGUGAAUGAUCUAUACUUUUUGCAUGAGCGGGGUAGCAAGAUGGGAAUAUACAUGAACGCUAUAGCAGGCGGAAAUACCUUUGGUCCCCUGAUUUGUGGCUUCAUUGUUUCCAAUUUGUCCUGGCGAUGGCAGAAAUGGAUAUCUGCAAUCUUUACAGGAUUAAAUUUCUUAACGAUCCUUUUCUUCGUGCCAGAAACCAGAUACAUGCGCGAAGUUGGCCAAGUCAACACGGUCCUCUUGCCUUCAAACGAAAAAGUCGUCAUGGCUGAUGAGAAGUUGCCCCAGGCGCCAUCCCCCGGAACACCACUGGAGCAGUUGCCGAAAAAGACAUGGAAACAGGAUCUCGGCUUAUGGUCUGGGGUUUCUGAAACCAAUCUGGCCAAGAUGUUUGUGCGACCGUUUCCAAUGAUCAUAUAUCCAGCAGCCAUCUAUGCAUUUCUUUGUUACUCAAUCUCCUUAGUCCUUACAGUCGCAGUCAACAUCCUCAAUCCCUUUGUUCUGCAGGCACCGCCGUACAACUGGAACGUACAGAUUAAUGGCCUUAUCAACAUUCCUGGCAUCCUAGGCAAUGUGUUUGGAUCAUGGGCUGGAGGUGACCUCGUAGACAUUUGGUGCAAAUGGCGGACCAGGAAGCACCUUGGCAUUUAUGAGCCCGAAAGCAGACUUUAUCUGAUAGUCAUUCCGCUCGUGCUUACUACUGCGGGUAGUGUUCUGUUUGGUUAUGGUGUGCAGAAUGCGCUGUCGUGGGUAUCGCUCUUUUUCGGCUAUGGAAUGAUCUCGGUCUCGCUGACUGCCAUUCCUACAAUUACUUUGGCAUAUGCUAGUGAUUGUGCACUGCCAGUCAACUCGGAUGUCAUGUUGCUCAUCAAUGGGUUGAAGAAUAUCGUGGCUUUUGGUUUCUUGUACGGCGUAGUGCCUUGGGUCGUUGACGUUGGCUAUGUCAAUGCCUUCGGCACAAUGGCCGGUGUAUUCGCUGGAAUUGUGACCAUAGGAGCACUACUGCUCAUCCAGUAUGGAGCAGGUGCACGGCAUGCGGUGGCACAAUGGAAGGUCAUCCUAGAGUGA
Molecule: messenger RNA, 1563 nt
Organism: Bipolaris oryzae ATCC 44560
Lineage: Eukaryota; Fungi; Ascomycota; Dothideomycetes; Pleosporales; Pleosporaceae
Exons: 6
Coding region: 1-1563 (520 amino acids)
Biological process (GO): transmembrane transport
Molecular function (GO): transmembrane transporter activity
Source: RefSeq, a predicted model, not a curated record